AUGGCUACCAAUUCGGAUCCUUCAGAGGUUCCCGAUUCAGAUGAUUUCAAGGCAGACGAUCAGCAUGAAAUCAAAGAAGAUCCUGAUGAGUUGACUAUUACACACACCAAUAACCUGAACCGGCGACCUCGUCCGGAGAGAGUUAAACCUGAACCACCAGAAUAUGUCAAGAUUGACUUGACUCUUCCUAACGGGGAGGAUGACAUAUUUGAGGACGUCGAUCAAGAGCUGGAUGAAAAUGGAGAUGAGAUCGUGGAUUUGACGUACGAAGGAAUCGCGCACCUUAAUGGAGUCCGGCACUUUGUUUGUGAAGGAUUCAAAAUUCGUCAGAUUCCAGAACCAUUUAUCGUUAAGCGUUCAUUGUUUGAUAUAUUCCGAUGUAUUGAGAGCAAGUCUAUUGUACUGGAUCCCGACUAUCAAAGAGAGGUUGUCUGGGACGAAGGUCGAGCCGCUUUAUUGAUCACUUCCAUUUUGAUGGGUUACUUCAUUCCUCCAAUCAUCUUCAAUGUAAAGAAGAAGGUUGUCAAAAUUGGUGACCGAGAGGAAGAGAGGUUUACCCGUACAUGUGUAGACGGCAAACAGCGACUUACGUCGAUCUGGAAAUUCAUGAAGGGUAACAUCGGCUUCUUCGAUACCAAUUCGCCGUCGAAGAAAUGGUUCUUCUGCCAUCCAGUUGUUGAUGGACGUAUCCAAAUCAGCAAUCGCAACAUCCUUCCGAAUGCAGUCAAGAAGUUCUUCGAGACUCAAUUCUUCUGUUGUUACGAAUAUGAGGAUUUGACUGCGGAUACUGAAGAGACUAUGUUUCAGCUUGUGCAACGUGGAAUUGCACUUACGCCAGCGGAGAAGAUGCGAGCAAUGUCUACUGAAUGGGCUACCUUUACAAGACAGUUCGAAGAUGACUACGAAUUGAUCGUCAACCUAUCGAAGCAGAAUCGAGCUUCGGGUUUCCGUCUUAUUCUAACAAUAUUCACCAUGAUCCAAGAGAUCCACUCGAGUUCCAAGCGGAAAAGGUAUCUCAUAUCCAACUCCGCUCCACCACUUCAAGCAAGCCCACAGGCCCUCCUUCGCAUUCUCGACGACAAAAGGGAAAUACCGCCACGCCUAAAACAAAAGUUCACAGCUGUCUUCGACCGCUACGAAACCCUCAUCAAGCUGUCCUCCACUCAAGUUACAGCCACCCGCUUUAAAGUAAACCACAACUCCGUCUUCGACCCAGCACCCGGCUUCCUGCGCGCGGCACGCAUCGUCCACGUCCGAACAUUCUCCCCUCUCGAGCUAGUCGUUACGGCUAUAUUAGUAGCCGUUCACAUGGACCAUCGCACUAACGAACAGCUCCUCGAAGACGUCAAGGAGAUGCGCUUAUUCUUGCGCAAGAAACAUAAAGAUCUCCGUGUGAACGCACAGUGCUGGAAUACAGCUUGGUCAUUCAUCACGAAGGAGAUGGACGUGCGACUCAGCUCGUCGACUAAGCUACACCUUUCUAUUGAGGGGCGAAGGCCUGGCGAGGGUCCGAGUUCAUCUGCUACUUCCGGUAGGGACUCGAGCGGUGCUGAUGGCUCAGAGAGAGGCUCAUCUCCGCUAUCAUCUGCGCCGAGUUGUGAGCCGGAAGAUCGCCCUGUCGUGAGACCGAAGAAGAAGUCGAAGCCCAAGCCGAAGACGAAGCUUACACUACCGUCCCAACCUCCUCAAAAGAUAAGCUCGAAGAGUAAAUCAAGACGGAAACCUCUUCCGAGUGAACCCUCGAGAGGGAAGAUCGCGAAGAGUAAAGUGGCGAGUACGUUAUCUGGAAAGAAGCCGAGGGCGAAAGACAAGGAGAAGCUGAUUUCUAAGAAAAAGGCGAAGAGGGCGGAAGUUGAUGUGGUGAUAGAUGGUUUGUGA
Molecule: messenger RNA, 1878 nt
Organism: Cadophora gregata
Lineage: Eukaryota; Fungi; Ascomycota; Leotiomycetes; Helotiales; Ploettnerulaceae
Exons: 5
Coding region: 1-1878 (625 amino acids)
Source: RefSeq, a predicted model, not a curated record